This is a messenger RNA of Cherax quadricarinatus, 807 nucleotides long. The record is from RefSeq and is a predicted model, not a curated record. Lineage: Eukaryota; Metazoa; Arthropoda; Malacostraca; Decapoda; Parastacidae.
CAACUAGCCCUUCCUGCAAAAAGUACCAGGGAGGUCACUGCAACACGAGCUGUAAUCCGAAUGAACGUCCAGUUCCUGCAUAUUGUACAGCUAACUGCACGUGUUGUGCCAAGCCAUGCAAGCCAUCGAAGCAGUGCACUAGAGCCUAUGGUUACUGUACUUAUCCCAGUGACUGUGAUGGCUUAAUAAAACCGGGACUCUGUAAAGGCUACAGAUGCGUCUGUUGCCUCCAAAACAUAACAACGACAACAACAACAACAACAACAACGCCAACAACAACGCCAACAACAACGCCAACAACAACGCCAACAACAACGCCAAUAACAACAACGUCAACAACAACGACAACAGCAACCCCAACGACAACAACAUCAACAAUAAUCACAACAAGUCUCAACAGAAACAACAACAGGAUUAUCAUCAUCAACAGACCAAACAUCCACAACCACAACACCAGUUGCAGGAAAAUAAGCAAUAACAUAAAAAAAGGUUCACAUCACCGCUCUCAACAACAGCCAUAAAGACAGCGGAACUUUCACCAUCAGAGAGCAACAGAAACAUGUAUCAAAAACAAUGUCACCUAUACCAAUAAUAAAACGGUAAAACAAAAGCAUUAAAGGAAAAAAGUCACCAACAAAAACUAAAAAAAUGCCACUUUACACAGUGGCAAUUACAACGUGACCAUCUUUAACAACAGCAUCAACACGGGAAAACGACAGCCACAACGAUCAAUACCUCGCGAAAUAACAUGAACAUCACCAACAGUCACAUCAGAACCUCACCACAACAGCCUGACCAACACCACCA